AUGGCCUUUGGAACGAUCGUCACGUUAACACUCCUACCCGUCCUCAUCUUUGCCCUAUGGCAUCUCACGUCGACCAUGCUCCCUCCCAUGCCUGCGCUUCUGCGCAACAAGCGCAUCAUUCUGCUCGUCGCCCACCCGGACGACGAGUCCAUGUUUUUCUCGCCGACCCUGCAAGCCCUCACUCACCCUUCUCUUCAAAACCACCUCAAGAUCUUGUGCAUGAGCACCGGCAACAGUGAAGGUCUGGGCGCAACGCGGAAACUCGAACUGGAAAAGGCGGCCAUGACACUGGGACUGAGGCGGAAGGAGGACGUCUUUGUGCUCGAUGACGAGAGAUUCAAGGACGGCAUGAAGGAGGAAUGGAAGGCCGAGGAUAUUGCGCUCGUGCUGGCCAGUGCAUUUGCGCCGCACCUGAACUCUUCGUCUACUGCAUCAGCGCCUACAACACCUGCGCAUGACUCCUCGGACAAGGAAAAGGACAAGCAGGACCGCCGGAAAUCCAAAUCAAGUUCUGUGAAACACACAAAGUCCUCCUCGCGGAACUCCAUAUCAGCAACCGCAACCCCGCCAGCCGCUCCGGCGCAAAAGGAGACAAUCGGCCCCCGCGCAACAAUCGACGUCCUCGUCACCUUCGACAAGGGCGGCAUCUCCGGCCAUCCAAAUCACAUCGCAUUAUACCACGGCGCCUCGUUGUUCCUGCAGAAAAUCAUGAGGGGAUACUCUGGCUACGCCUGCCCCGUCACGCUGUACACCUUGCCCUCGAUCAACAUUGUGCGAAAAUACUCUUUCGUAAUCGACGCCGUCCCCACUUUGCUAGUGGGAAUCUACGAGAGCAUAUUCGGCAACAUCUUCGGACUGACAAAAGAAAAAGGCAAGACCGCAACGGGCCCCAAAGGCGCCGCAGACCGGGUCAUGUUUGUCAACGACAUAUUCCGCUACUGGAAGGCCCGCGAGGCGAUGAUCCACGGUCACAAGUCACAAAUGGUCUGGUUCCGAUGGGGCUGGAUCGGGUUGGGGAGGUAUAUGGUCGUGAAUGAUCUGAGGAGAGAGCGGGUCAUUGCCAGCUAA
Molecule: messenger RNA, 1068 nt
Organism: Fonsecaea multimorphosa CBS 102226
Lineage: Eukaryota; Fungi; Ascomycota; Eurotiomycetes; Chaetothyriales; Herpotrichiellaceae
Exons: 1
Coding region: 1-1068 (355 amino acids)
Biological process (GO): GPI anchor biosynthetic process
Cellular component (GO): endoplasmic reticulum
Molecular function (GO): N-acetylglucosaminylphosphatidylinositol deacetylase activity
Source: RefSeq, a predicted model, not a curated record